AUGGAGAGCCGAGCGCACACACUGAGAGUUAUUGAUGAAGCCUAUGAAGCGAAGAGAAGGCUUUACAAAAUUCUGCUCUUUUUUGGACUACUUGGAGUUAUUUUGGUCGGAAGUGUGACUUUUUCGAUGAAUUUGAACGAUCGAGAAGGGAAUCGGCAUCCGAGAAACGCCGACGAUGAUCAGAUUCUUUUAAGUGUUUGCCGAAAUCGAACGCAGCGAUUGAAUGAAAAAAUCAAAGAAAGGGACGAUAAGCUUCUCGAAAGCACGCGUGAACUCGAGACUCAAAAAGCACAAAUCAACGACAACGUGACAAAUUUGGAGAAACAAAUCGCCAACCUUAAAACUCAGCUGGAAAAUCAACAAAAGCAAAUAAAUUCUCUACAAUCUGUCGAGAGCACUCAAAAAGCCCAGAUUGCCUCACUUCAAGAAAAAUACAAAGCUUGCACUAACUCGAAGAACAUGUUGCCGUGCCCGAUUGGAUGGCAAUUAUUUGGUGGUUAUUGUUAUAAGUUCUCCUUCCAGUACGUCAAAUACGAUCAAGCGAAAGAAAUGUGUGAGAAGGAAAAUAGUCAUUUGGUUUCAAUUCACAGCGCUGUGGAGAACGAUUAUGUCGCCAGCUUCCUCCCAAAGGAAAACCAUUUCAUUUGGAUCGGAGCAGAGCUUUCUGGUUCGACAUGGAUCUGGAGUGACGGAAGUGCGAUGAGCUUCACGAGCUGGUGGAGCGGAUUGCAACAGCAAGUCGAUGUCGGCGGGAAAUGGGGUCAUCUAUCAACUCCGGGCAAGGGAUGGGGUGCAAGUUUACGAUCAUCGACGCACGGUGUUGUCUGCAAGAAGCCAACGCACAAA
This is a messenger RNA of Mesorhabditis belari, 846 nucleotides long. Lineage: Eukaryota; Metazoa; Nematoda; Chromadorea; Rhabditida; Rhabditidae. The record is from the annotation of a GenBank genome assembly.